Lodderomyces theae is the source of this 3951-nucleotide messenger RNA. RefSeq names its product Swi1p (gene SWI1). Gene Ontology annotation, cellular component: nucleus; SWI/SNF complex. Gene Ontology annotation, biological process: regulation of transcription by RNA polymerase II. Gene Ontology annotation, molecular function: transcription cis-regulatory region binding. The transcript has a single exon. Bases 1 to 3951 code for a protein of 1316 amino acids. The record is from RefSeq and is a predicted model, not a curated record. Lineage: Eukaryota; Fungi; Ascomycota; Pichiomycetes; Serinales; Debaryomycetaceae.
AUGGCAGACCCAAACUGGCUCAGCGACCCAAGCUUUAUGGAUAACUCGGGAGAUGACUUUUUGAAUUCUAUUUUUGACCAAAACCAGGGUCAGGCAACCAGCCAGGGUCAGCAGCUCCAGCAGCAAGCUCCAGAAGCAUCCCAGCAGCAACAACUGCAACCACCGCCACCACAACCACAACCACAACCGCAGUCACAGCAACAACCGCGACCACAACCACAUCAAACUCAACAAUUUCAACAACAACCCCAGGCACAUUUUUUUCAGCAGCAAACACAACUGCCACUGACUAUGCAAUUCCCAGGGCCAGGACUGCAAUCAAACACACCACAGAUGCGCUCAGGUAAUAUGACACAGCAAGUACCUGCACAGAACUUUCCUACCCAGCAACAAAUUCCGCAGCAAUUUCUGGGAUCUCAGGACUUGAAUUCGAUGUAUCAGAGACAAGCAUCUCAACAAAUGAACCAGAAUAAACAGGAGAUGCUUUUGAAAAUGAAGCAACAAAUACAUAGACAGAAAAUGCAAGCACAAGCACAGGCGCAAGCACAAGCACAGUCACAAGGUCCAGCACAAAUUCAGACCCUGCCUCAAAAUCCAACACCAACUCAAUAUCUGCUUCAGACUGAUUUGUCACGUCAUGUAUCUCCUCAUGGCUCUCAAGUACCGACACCGGGACCUAUGCAAGGCACACCAGCCAUGGGGAACAUGAGUAAUAAUGCUAACUUUCAGGCAUUCCCGCACCAAUCGCAACAACAAACGCCUCGUAUGCCACAGCAAAAUGUGCCACAACAGCUGCAGCAAUUUCCAAUGGCACAAAAUCAAGCAUUCCAACAGCAAGCAACUCCGUUGCAGCAACAGCCACAGCAGCAGCAGCAGAGGAUGCAACAGAAGGCUUCAAUAAGCACACAGAUAAGUUCUGAAACUUUCCAUGCACUUUUGUCUGACUUCAUGAAUCGUCGCGGAACUCCAAUUCCACAACCAAUCUUCAUCAACAACAAGCGCGUAAGUCUCUUUAUGUUUUUCUUGUUGUGUUCAAAGUUGGGUGGCCAUCAACAAUUGAAGAGGUUUGUAAAUAUUGAUUUUCAGCAACAGCAGCGUAAUCCAUGGGCAUUGAUUGGAAUGAAGAUGGGUCUUUACGCGGGAGCAAAUUUGCAGGAACCCGGUGUAAAGGAAAGCUUGGACAGAGAAGUGUGUGCUUGCUAUACCACGUACAUAUUACCAUAUGAGGAAUAUUACGCUACUCCGGCUGGACAAAGAGAUCUUCUGCAACGAAAGACCCAAUUUCAAAGUCAAAUCAUUCAAAAGUAUCAACAACAAUUACAGCAGCAACAGCAACAGUUUAGUCAGCAACUGCCUCAAACUCAACCUCAGUUCACUCCAUCAUUUUCACCAAAUGUGGUUGGUGGCCCUACCCCAGUGAUGGGAGUAGGCACCCAACAAAGUCCAAAAGCCAGUAACGCGCCUACGCCGCAACAACGUAAGAUGUCAAGAACUAGUAACUUGUCGAACAAUAAUUCUCCACAGGUAAACUCGCCGUAUGUCCAGAAUCAACAGUUCAAGCAACAGCAGCCACCACAGGGUCAACAAACUACACCUCAAUUUGGUUCACAACACAACACUCCUCAAGUACAUUCAAAGCCAACCCCUCAGUUUCCACAGCAACCAUUACCUCAACAACAACAGCCUUCGCAACAGCAAUUUCCUAAACAAUUUUCACCUGCGCAACAGAGCCAAGGCUCUCAAUUGGCAGGGGCUCAAUUUCCGGGGCAACAGCAACAACAGCAGCAGCAAAUACAAUCACAACAGCAACGUCAAAAGCAGCAACAACAGAGACAGUAUCAGCUUCAGCAACAGCAACAGCUCCUGCAACAGCAACAGCAACAGCAACAGCAGCCACCGUCUACUCCAUUUCCAGCAGGGCAGCAAUCUUUCGGCCAACAGUCGAGACAUCCUCUGUUUCAACAGCAACAACAGCCGCCACAAUCUGCUACCAGACAGCCUUCACAACCUUCCACUGCCACUGCCACUUCCACUGCCACUGCCGCUGCCGCUGCCGCUGCGAAUAUCAAGAAAGAGAUUAGCAAAGAGGAAGCAAACGUUUUACGAAACUACGUGCCUUUCAAGAGAAUCAUUGAUACUCAUGGAAAUCAUCACAUGAAAGAACUUUCAAUGCUUUCCGGUGAAAUUGAAGCGACAAAGCCAAUAUAUUUAUUUGCGCCAGAAUUGGGCACAAUAAACUUGCAAGCAUUGUGCAUGGCAAUCAAAAGCGAUCAAGGUAUUCAAAGCUCAGAAGUGGUGAAUGCGUUGAACACCUUGUUGGUGACCACCUCUGAUGCCAAUUACACAUUUGCAAUAAAUGAUUGUAUUGAAUUGUUGGAUUCAUUGUGUAAAUUGGGUAAAGAGGUUUUGCACAAGGUAGUCCAUGGCCUGUCUUCAAAGAGGGAUGUUGUUGAAGAGGAUGUAACGAAAUUGAAUACCCAUAGUACCAUUGAUGACGUGUUCAACAAAUACGUUGGUGGUGGGGCCAAGGGUGAAGAUAUUCUGUACGUUGUCAAUUCUUUGACUGGUGAGUUGAUGUGUGAAGAAGAUGAGGAUGAAGAUCAAAUUAAUACAUUGUUUGAUUUUGUUGAAGGCGAUAACGCAGGGUCACCUCAAUCCACUCAGUCAUCACCGCCACCACCAUCCUCGUCGUCCUCGUCGUCCUCCUCAGUAUCAGAUGAGCCCAAGGAGUUUCACAUUGAUGAUUACUCAACUGCGUUGCAGAAUUUCAAAUUUGAGAAUAGGAACCAUUUUAGUAAAUUGCAAACCAAGAGUGCUACUAAUGAUCAAGUCUUUCUCAUUGAUGAAUUGAUUACAAUCACUAUGAUCUUGAGAAAUAUCUCAUUUUCUGAAUUCAAUAAGGAAGUGUUGGCCAAUAAUGGUUUGUUUCGGGGAUUGCUAUUCUCAAUAGUCAAGAACAUUGCCAUGCACCGAGACAAGUUUAUGUUUAGUAGGAAGAGGUUGUGCUUACUCAAGGACUGUCUUUUGAUGUUGGAUAACAUCUCCUACUUUGUGCAAUUGCAAUCGUUAGAAGAAGCCUUCCUUGCUUACGUGUUGAUUACCAGUUUUGGACCUAAAAUUAAGCAGGUGUGGACGAUUCCAAGAUGCAAUUUAGACACUCAUUCGUAUUUCUCAUUUGCAAUUGAUGCGUUCACAAAAUUGUUGGUGAGAGAACCUUACAACAGGUCUUUAUUGCAUGCGAUCAUGACGGGAAGUUUGAAUUUGGGAAUGACUACGAGCUAUGUCAAUAGUUUUGUUGUGUCGCAACAAGACCACGAACAUACUAAGAAGUUGAUCAACUUGUAUUUAGGUGAAGGUGCCAAGGACCUCAAGCAUGGUGUCUUGUUAACCAGGGCAUUCCAGCUGUUGAUGAGUAUCAUCCCAUUUGAUGCCAAUAGUUUUGAGUUUUCAAAGUUUAUCUUUCUCAGAGCGCCCACGAUUUCCCAAAUGCUUUUUGGCGUUAAAUUGAUAAUUGACAUGGCACCAAUCAAUGAUUUGCAAACUCUUUCAGACAAGGUCACAUUAUACUGGAUUUUGUACAAUCGAGAGUUGAUAUUGGGGAACUUUGUUAGAAUUGUGGUUGCAUUGGCUUCUGAAACUGGGAAAUUCCCGAAAGAAUCACCCGAGCAUUCGAUUUUGUCCUCCUGCUUGACAAAAGCAUUGAUUACAGUUAAUUCUCUUGUUGAAAAUGCAGUUGUUGCUAGAAACAUUGAGUAUUCCGGAGAAACUGGUUAUCGAAAUGCUGAUUUGAUGAAUGAAUUGACUGAUUGUUAUGCAUUUCCAAGAAUUAUCCCUGAUAUCAAUUUAACUUUGGAUACGUUUUUGGCUCCUACAAUUGACAAUGGGUUGGGAAAAGAGAUUGUUCGAUUAUUGCGGUAUUUGAAGGAUUUGAAAGCUUGUGAAGGAAUAUGA